This is a messenger RNA of Neolamprologus brichardi, 4146 nucleotides long. The record is from RefSeq and is a predicted model, not a curated record. NCBI's taxonomy places the organism in Eukaryota, Metazoa, Chordata, Actinopteri, Cichliformes, Cichlidae.
UCAGCUCCGGUGAGACUCUGAUUGAAACAGAUUGUAGCGCUCUCCGGGUCGCAAUGGCAACUGUCCCAACAGGACGGCGACACCAACUUUUUUCAUGUUUUUAAUGUUACGGAGGCACUAUACGUCGCGGAAGAAUCUACUUUCUGAUGUGAGAAAUAAACGUUACAGAAUUUCUUCAGCCCGAAAAUGUCCCAGGGAUGUACCGUUUCUGUGGAAGAGAUCCAGUCUUGGUGGGAAGUCCCCGCCAUAGCCCACUUCUGCUCGCUGUUCAGGACAGCAUUCAACCUUCCAGACUUUGAAAUAGAGGAGCUGGAGAAAGCCCUGUCAGAACAGGACUUGGAUUUCCUUGGGGAUCUCGUUGCCUGUCUGUUGCAGGGAUGCUACCAGCGCACUGACAUCACCCCCCAGGCGUUUAGCAGUUACCUGGACGACAUCAUCAGCUACCGCUGGGAGCUGGAAGAGGGGAAACCCAACCCACUUCGAGAGGGGCCCUUUGAGAGUUUACCCCCUCGCACUCAGGUGGAGCUGCUGCACCGGCUGUGUGAUUACCGUCUGGAUGCUGCUGAUGUCUUUGACCUGCUUAAGGGCCUGGAUGCAGACAGCCUGAGGGUGGAACCCCUGGGGCAGGAUGGAAAUGGAGCCCUCUACUGGUACUUUUACGGCACUCGCAUGUACAAAGAAGAGCCAGUGACAAAGAAAGUAGGAAAACACAGUUACUGCCCAUCUCUGCUUUUAAGCAUGACAUUUUUUGUAGGGACUUCAUGGCUUUAUAUUUCUUAUAGUGAGGUGGAAAGUGAUGUGCCAGAGGUGAAGACGGAUCACGAAUUGGAAGAUCUUCCUCCAACCACGGGCCGUAAGCGAGGCGCUUGGUCCCUGGUGUGUGAUACAGAGGAGCAGUGGCUCAGUCUGGCAGAAAGCAUCAAGGACAAAACCUCCCCACAGGAUCGCCACCUCUACCGUGUCAUUAGCCAAAACUUCCUGCCUGAGAUCAGCAACAUGAUUGAGCACAAGGAGCGUGAGCAGAAGCAGAAGCUGCUGGACCCAAACCCAGUUCGCGUUUCCCAGCGGUUCUCUCAAAAUCACAUAAAACAUGAGGAGAGGGAUAAUCUCAAGGCCGGAAUGGAGGAGGAGGAGGAGAAGAAAAAAGACGAAGAGCUGGACAGGCAGGUCCUGCUGGCCGAGCAGAGACGAGAAGAGGAAAGGCUUCUGCAGGAAGAACGGCAGAGAGAGAAGCUAGAGAAGAUCAAAGCUGUGGAGGGUAAGAUGCCCCUAAGCCCCCUGUCUGGAGCCAUCCAUCCAACUGAAUACUCUCCUCAGGGAAUAGGGGGAGAAUACACCAUCAUGGCCGAGUCUCUGGAGCGUUGUUUUAGCCGAGCCUUAUUAAAACAUUUCCCAUCCGAGGAUGGUGACACGGACGAAGAGUUCCACGUCAGUCGAGAAGACAAGGAGCGCAAGGAAAGAAAACGCAGCCGUAACAGCAAAGCUUUCGGGCCUGAAAGUUUGAUCAGGGCUACUGAGCAAGCGCAACGUAAGCGAAGCUCACAGAAGGGCAAAAGUAGCGCAACUUCAGAGGAGGAUGCCAGGCUGGCACGGCUGCAUCCUCAUUGGGCUAACGGCCCCCCUCACCCGCACAGCUUGCCUCCAAGCCAGCAGCAUAUCCGGGAAGGAGAUAUGAGGGGGUUAUACCACCCAGGGCAACAGCUCCGUCAGCCUGGUCCACCUGGGCCUCACGGUCCACACAUGUAUGCCCAAAGAAUGGCCAUGGAUCCCCGCUUUGCCUACCAGGUUCACUUCUCCAGACAAGGAGACCCCAACUUAAACCAGUUGCCUCACAACUUUAACAUUCAGCAACGCAUGAUUGAGCCACACCACAUGGGUCCUAGGUAUCCAGUGGGUCCAGAUCCAAACCAGCAGCAGCACUCGUACAUGGGUCCGACUCAUGGCCCAUGCUUAGGACCACGUCCCAUGACCCUACAGCCUGGAGCUCCUCCUGAAGCCAGCAUCUACCCAUCCCACCACCGUCCAGAGGGCCACACUGUGCAUCCUAUGGGGAACAGGUUCUCAGGCCCGGAAGUAUCACCUCAGCACAACUACCCAGGCUUGAGACCUGCUGGCAUGCCACUACCUACUAUGUGGAGUGGUAUGAAUCAACAGGGGCAGGAGAGGCCCAGCGGCAUGUCUAUUCAAGACCCAAACAUGGUGAACCAGCGCAACUUUAGUUACGGUGGAAUCCCCCCACCUGUGGGUCAUAAACCGUGGCCAGAAGCUGCCGGAUAUCCCAACCAUCCUUCCAACGCCCAGUUUCAAAUGACUGCAGCAGCCAGCUCCCCUGGGCUCAUGUCUGCACGUCCCACUGCGCCCCACUCAGACUCCUCCGGCAGGACACGCUUGGCUUCCAUGCUGGAAAGCCCAGAGAUGCUGGCCCUGCAGCAGCUGUCAGCGUCUUCUGGACCCCCUGCUGGUGCCCCUCAUCAGCACACAGGCAACUUUCAGCAGCCUGGGCCCCCAUCAAGAAUUGGCAGCAUCCCAGCUCACCCCUCUCAACAGCUUCCCCCUGCCCCUGAGGUUCAGCUGCUGCAUCCUGCUAGAGACAAAGGCCCAGAUAGACAGCCUCCCCAGCAGACAAACUUGCACCCCAAAGGUAGAGCUGACCUUCUCUUGCUCGAGCCUACGAGGCUGGACACGAGAAGCACUGCCAUGUCUCCACAGCACACCAGGAUGACAUCGAGCGUUUAUAAACACCCGGCUUUUAGUCCAAAUCGCCAUCAAACUCAGUUGGUGGGUAGUAAUGUGGGAAUACAGGCUCCAAGCGGGCCAUCAGAUGGGCACAAUCCAGCCGUACCGCCUCACUCGCAAGGCCCAGAGAAUUCAACGAUGAGUACUUACGGCAUGGGGAACCCUCCACUUCCACACUACAACCGGGCUAAUAUGAAUAGGUCCAUACCUCCGUCUGCUCACCACCCAUAUCAUAACCAGUCCAUUAAUGCUCUCCACAAUCUUGCUCCCAACACCAACUACCAGCAGCAGCAGGGAGGGUCAACCUACCCCUACCACGUGCCAGGUCAACCGCACCCUCAUGGUCAUAGCAAUGUGUACCCACCUCAUCAGUAUCAGCAGCAGCAGCGCUACUAUGCCCAACCCCAUCCCCAAACUCAGGCCCAUAACCAAGCCACGGGCAGAGGGGGUUACCCUCCAGAGGAGUGGCAUCGGCCUCAUUAUCAGUCUCACCAGGCAAUGCCGCACAAUGCCUACUUACCUGUAGCCAGCGCCAGAGCUAAUGGUCAGCUAAAGGAGAGCAGUGUCUCACCGCUGGGGUCUGAAGGCUCCAGCGGUACAAGUUUGGUUUCCCCAGGCCCGAUGCCAGAAACAGGGACUCAUCCUGGAGGCACAGAGGAAGGGAAGUGUGAAAACCAGCAAGCUGGCGGAGGCAGCAGCAUCAAUGGCAGUCCAGCAAAGCGGCCCCACAACGACGCCUCAGAGCAACCCGAAAGCCCAAAAGAAAUCCUGGACCUCGACAGCCAUAAUGCUGCUGCUCAACGCCGCAGCAUGCAGCAUCCACAUGCGUCUGUGGCGCACAUGACGUCGGGUUUUGUGUACGACCCUCGAGCCUUACAUCCAGGAAUGCAGCAAGGCGUCGUCCAUCACAUGAUGUCCCAGGCCCGUGGAGCUGGAAAUGGAUCCCCUUACGCUGGCCAACCGUACCCCGAUCCACGACACUAUGCUGCUCAAAGACCCCACUCACACCUGAUGGAAGCGCUGCAGCGGCCCCAGCAGCUUCCCUAUUCCCCUGGCCAAACACGCAUGGUCAUGUACAGACACCCCCGACCUGGGGGGCACUUUCAGGGCAUGAUGAUUCAGCAGCGAGGUGUGGGACCAGAACGCUUCAUACAUCCAGGACAACAGAUGAUGGCUGCUCCAAGCGGCCUUGGCAGUAAACAGGGAUUGUGAUUAAAAGACGAUGUUGUCAACGAACAUCUGGAUAAACCAGUGAGCCAAACCGCUUCUGAGAAGAGGAGACACUUUUUUCCGAAUAUAUUUCCUACUGAUAUUCUGCCACUGUGCAACAGUUUUGUUCAGCAGUGGAAGUAAAAAUCCAGCCAGGCAGCUGGUACUACAAAGUAGAAUUAAAAUGUGAAAUGUUACUGA